Molecule: messenger RNA, 3850 nt
Organism: Brachypodium distachyon (stiff brome)
Lineage: Eukaryota; Viridiplantae; Streptophyta; Magnoliopsida; Poales; Poaceae
Product: protein transport protein Sec24-like CEF
Exons: 24
Coding region: 112-3396 (1094 amino acids)
Biological process (GO): intracellular protein transport; COPII-coated vesicle cargo loading; endoplasmic reticulum to Golgi vesicle-mediated transport
Cellular component (GO): COPII vesicle coat; endoplasmic reticulum exit site
Molecular function (GO): SNARE binding; zinc ion binding
Source: RefSeq, a predicted model, not a curated record
GAUCGCCAACGGGAAGGAAACGCCGAAACGCUUCGACAGUUCCCUGUUCACCUGUUCUAAACACUCCGACGCCUUCCCCUCACCACCCAGAUCCCGAUCUCGCCGCGAUCCAUGACACCCUCGUCGUCGUCCUCGCCGCCGCCGCCGUUCGGCGCGCAAAACCCUAGCACGCCGCCUGGAUCGGGUCCGGGGGCUGCUGCUUUGCAGGCGCCGUUCUCAAACAUGCAAAUCUCCCGAGCCUCCGCGCCGCCCCCGGGGGCGCCCCGCGGGCUCACGCCGCAAGCGGCUCCUCCGGCUGCGCAGGUGGGCAACGGACCCCCGUCUGCGUACUCCGCCCGGCCGUCGGUGAUUCGUGGGCCGGCGACGGGCCCGCCCGCCGCCCGCCCUUUCCCCGGCAGCCCGCCCGCGCCGUCGCAGCCGUCGUUCGUGAGGCCCCCGACUACGUCGGCCGGCGCGCCGUUCGGUGGGCCUCCUGCGGCUGCGUUCUCGCAGCCACCGCCUUUCGGUGGCCCUCCUGGGGCAGUCUCCAAGCAGUCUAUUCCCUUCGGUGGACCCAUGUCCCGGCCGGGGCCUCCGUUCGGCGGCCCUCCAGCGGCUACUUCUCAGGCGCCGCCUCCGUCCGGCGGUCCUCCUGGGGCGGUCUCUCAGCCUCCUUUCGGUGGGUCUUCUACUGCAUGGUCUCAGGCAGCACCACCGCCAUUUGGUGUCCAGCGGCCGGCAUUAUCUGGACAGCCUAUUACAACUGGGGCAGCGCCAUUGCAAGCCAGCCCGAGUCUUGGGGCUCCACAGCAGCAGGCACCGUCGUUCAGUGGCCCUCCCCGAUUUGGGGGUCCGCCACCAGGUAUGCAGCCACCUUUUGCUGCACAAUCAUCAUCUAUGUCACCGCAGGGGCCAUUCACCGGACCAUCCAGGGCUAAUGUACCGGCUUUUGGGCCUCCAUCUCGGCAGUCACAGGGAGCUUUCUAUGGUGCUAUGCAACCACCUAUGUCGACCAUUCCUGGUGGCAUGCCACCAAGUAUGCCUGGGCAAGGGUUGCCUCCCCCAACCACCCCAACCUUUCCAUAUUCCCCCCAUGCUGGAACCCAGGUCUCAACCCCAUCCAAAAUCGACCCUAAUCAAAUUCCACGACCAAUGGCUGAAACAUCAGUCAUUAUUUUUGAGACUCGUCAAGGUGGACAAGCAUCCAUUCCACCGGCUGCAUCUAGUGAAUUUAUUGUGAAGGACACUGGGAACUGUAGCCCUCGUUUGAUGAGGUGUUCUGUGAAUCAGAUACCUUGUACAAGUGAUCUCUUAACAUCAUCGGGCAUGCCUUUGUCUCUGAUGGUUCAACCCUUUUCUCUUCCUCACCCAUCUGAGGAACCUAUUCAGCUUGUGGACUUUGGAGAGAUGGGCCCUGUACGGUGUUCUCGUUGCAAAGCGUACAUAAAUGCUUUCAUGAGAUUCAUUGACCAAGGGCGGCAUUUUAUCUGUAAUUUAUGUGGAUUUAGCAAUGAUACUCCUAGGGGGUACUUGUGUAACUUAGGUCCUGACGGUAGACGGCGUGAUGCUGAUGACAGACCUGAGUUAUGUAAAGGAACUGUGGAAUUUGUUGCCACCAAGGAAUUUCUGGUUCGUGAUCCAAUGCCUGCUCUAUAUUUCUUCCUAAUUGAUGUCUCCAUGAAUGCUGUACAAACUGGCGCAACUGCUGCAGCUUGUAGUGCAAUUUCUCAGGCCAUUUCUGAUCUUCCGGAGGGUCCUCGGACAAUGGUUGGGAUUGCCACAUUUGAUUCUGCUGUUCAUUUUUACAGUUUGAAACGUGCUCAGCAGCAGCCUUUGAUGCUCAUCGUUCCUGAUGUCCAAGACGUAUAUACACCUCUUCAAAUGGACCUGAUUCUCCCAAUUUCUGAGUGCCGAGAAAAUCUGGAACAGCUGUUAGAAAGCAUCCCUAACAUGUUUGAGAAUAAUAGGGUUGCUGAUUCUGCUUUUGGAGCAGCUAUGAAGGCUGCCUUCCUGGCUAUGAAAUCUACUGGUGGAAAGCUACUUGUUUUUCAGUCAGAGCUGCCAUCUGUUGGUGUUGGUUCUUUAUCUGGUAGAGAAGCUGAAGGUAGAGCAAAUGUUGUUUCCAUUGGCGAUAAGGAACCACAUAAACUUCUGCAGCCUGUUGAUAAAACUCUAAAGACGAUGGCACUAGAAUUUGCUGAGUACCAGGUCUGUGUGGAUGUGUUCCUCACUACUCAAUCAUAUGUUGAUAUUGCUUCAAUAUCUGUCGUUCCCAAUACCACAGGUGGCCGGGUUUACUACUACUAUCCGUUUUCUGCUCUUUCAGAUCCCGCCAAGCUCUUCAAUGAUCUCAGAUGGAAUAUCAGUAGACCUCAGGGUUUUGAGGCUGUCAUGCGUGUCCGCUGCAGUCAGGGCCUCCAAGUUCAAGACUAUUUUGGCAAUUUCUGCAAGCGUGUUCCUACUGACAUCGAUCUUCCGUCGAUUGACUCUGAAAAAACUGUAAUGGUCACCUUUAAGCAUGAUGACAAGUUACAGGAAAAUUCAGAAUGUGGUUUCCAGUGUGCACUUCUCUACACUACUGUAUUUGGGCAAAGAAGGAUACGGGUCAUGAACCUCUCACUUCAGUGCACAAGUAUGCUCAGUAAUCUUUUCCGAUAUGCUGACUCGGAAACUCAGUUUGCAUGCUUCUUGAAGCAAGCUGCCAACAGCAUUCCAACAGUUCCACUACCCCAUCUUCGGGAGGAAGUAACAAAUACAUGCAUAAAUAUUCUCCAGUCCUACCGUAAAAACUGUGCAUCUGUAAGCUCAUCCGGGCAGUUGAUUCUCCCAGAGGCUCUCAAACUCCUACCGUUGUAUACUUUAGCACUGAUCAAAAGCAUAGGCUUGCGAAAUGAGGGACGAGUGGAUGAGCGCUCCUAUUGGAUAUCUGUCAUCUCCUCGAUUUCUGUUCUGUUGGCGGUUCCAUUUGUGUUUCCGAGAUUGAUUUCACUCCAUAAUCUCACAUCAAGGGGAGACGAUGAAUCCCUUAUACCUAGUCCCCUUAUGCUCAAUAGUGACAAUGUGCAUGAGGAUGGAGUUUAUUUGUUGGAAAACGGAGAGGAUGGUUUAAUUUAUGUAGGUGAUGCGCUAGACCCUGCUAUGCUCGAACAAAUAUUUGGUGUGACUUCUUUGACUGCAUUGCCAAGCCAGUUGGUGUUCGAGCAAUUUGACAAUGAACCCUCGAGGAAGGUAAAUGAAGUUUUAAAUGAAAUAAGACGCCAGAGAUGUUCUUACUUGAGGUUGAGACUAUGUAGGGGGGGUGAACCAUCUGGUAAUUUCUUCCGCUCAUUUUUGGUAGAGGACAAGGCGCCUGGAGGCCUUUCCUAUGUCGAGUUCCUUGUGCACGUGCACAGGCAAAUCCAAAGCAAGAUGACAUGACAAGCAAACCCUAUACAUCAUUGUACUAUUUUCGUUAGCUGCUGGUUCGUAGCCUGUAGGCACCAGGAAGACAUCAAUUUGUGCCAUACCAACCCAGGAUGCUGCAAAGAAACAAGCUGAGGCAGCUCCUAUUUACUGGUUGGUUACAGUUAGAUAUGCCGUUUUGCUCGAAAGAUUAGAGAUUGUAGGAAUUGGGGCCUACAAAAUGUGUUUACAGGAUUGUCUUGUCUCGAGUGGUUCGUACAUGUUGUAUACAGAGAUGAGGUGUGGAGUGUUGAGUGGCUCAUUUCUUUUGUGUUAGCAUUGUGCAUCCUUAUCUAUCAUUCCUGCGAACAGAGGAUGCAUUGUGUUGAAAGAGCAAAUAUUGUAGAGGUUCAGCAAUAAACUAUACAUAGCAAAUAGAGUGAAUCAGAUAUAUAAUCUAAAGUUUAUGUUGGUAAGUUGGAUAUGGUUU